UUUCCGUAUCUGUCCCUGGACUCGGAAUAUUUCCUGGAGUCCGAGUUCACCGACUCUAGUAUAAACAGUCUUUAUCAGUCUUGGUUGGCACAUUGCCAUAGUCAGAAUUUUGGCAGGACACUCAGGGAAGUGGGCGUGUUUUUCUCUGGAGUUGAUGUAUUGUGGGGAGCUUGGGGCUUUCCUGUAUUUUGUAAAGCUUUUUGAGAAAGCUUUUUUCCCAGAUUCAGCUGCUAGAAUCAAGAGACAUGACGGAGGAACCGGGGACCGAAGCUGCACGGCUUUCAUUGUGGGUUUGAUCGGAAACGCUCUGGUCCUGUGGGUCCUGAUCAGAAACCGUCAAAGAUCCAGUCUGACAGACGUGUGUUUCCUCAACCUCGCCCUUUGUGACCUGCUCUUUGUGGUGUCGCUCCCUUUCUGGGCUCACAGUGCUGCGCAGGAGUGGGUUUUUGGCACAUUCGCGUGUCACGCCGUAAGCGGUCUCGUCAUGAUGGGUCUCUACGGCAGCGUCUUCUUCAUGGUGCUCAUGACACUGGAUCGCUACGUCAUCGUCGUCUACAAAUGCAGUAUCUGUUCCAGAAAAUGGCCUGCAAAAAUGGCUCUGGCCUUAUUUGUGUGGAUGCUCAGCCUGUUUGUGUCCCUCCCUAAUAUUGUUUUUGCCAAAGUGAAACAGGAGACGUGCAUCAAAACAUCCUGCGGACCUGAAUUUCCUAAAGGUACAGCUUGGAUGUCGGUUACGUACCUGAACGUCCUGAGCUUGAUUCUCCCUCUGAUUAUUGUGAGCUUUUGCUUUUGCCGGAUCAUCAGCAUUAAAUCAGAGGAAAAGCACGGCGUCAUCAGACUCCUCGUGGCUGUGCUGGCCGUUUAUUUCCUCUUCUGGACUCCGUACAACGUCGUCAUGUUCUUCAAGUUCCUGCAGACGAAGGGCUUCACGCUUUCCAGCGAAGCUGAUCUGGCCAUGCCGUUUGUGGAAGCGAUCGCAUUAAGCCACUGCUGCCUCAAUCCCAUCAUCUACACCUGUGUCGGACAGAAGUUCAGAAGAGCAGUCCUUACAGGCCCAAAAGAGCAGUUUCCAUCAACCUGCUCUCCACAGUCACCUGAUUAUUCUUUCACACUGAUCGCAUAGAGAGAACAUAUUCCUCCAGAAAGAGGCUUCAAUUUUUACAAUCACUAUUUUUACCGUUUGUACCUUUAUUAUGAGAGUGUGUUCAGAUUAAUAUACAGGAAAAAUCACUGUUACUUUGCUACAAAACUACUCAUAGCUUUAAAAACCUUUAGGGGAUAUAAUUUCCUUAAAACAGGAAGGGAAUUGAGACGUGUCUUUUCAUCACAGUCUCAAGCAUUUGAAGUUCAUGAAAACAAUAAGCUAGGAAUGUAGUUCCUCAGAAACGGUUGUGGUUGCAACAAAGUGGUUACUGAGCAACACACAAAUGUAAACAAAGGUGUAGGUUUGUAGAGUAACUUACAACGGCUUUGAACGUGGCUCAGCCAAUCAGAAUCAAGGACCGGAUUGAUCCGUUUCAUAAGGCCAUUUUUUAACAAUAGUCCCACUUUCUGAGAGAAUUCACAUUUUAAAGUCUCUUAUUUUGACUUUUGACUUUUUGACUUUUUUAUUUGAAGUCUCUUACUGUCCCAUUUUCAGCAUUCAUAAGUUUCCUCAACAAAAAGUGUUUUGAGGUUAAUCACCUUUCAGAGACACUGGUAAUGGAAAUGUGGUUGCUUUGUCAUAAUUCAUCGCGCUGACAAGGGGAAACUAUUGCGGGAAAUCAUUGGACUGCUGUGGCUUUUUUUGAGAGUUUCUGCUUGAUUAAACUGAAUCAGGCGAAAUGAGUGCAGAUGAGUGAGAGAUCUUCAACACCCUCUAUCAUGACGUGAGCAUUGUUUGUACAAAUAUGAAUACACACAAUAGGCCAAACACUGUUUUUUCACGCACCUGUCAAGUUUGAGAUUGUGGACUUCUUGGUUUUUCAUAAAGUGUUUUUUUCAGACUAGUGGAAAGAAAACACGCAAAAGACACUGUUAAGUGUUUCUUUUGUAGCACUUUAUCUAUUUGUCAAUGGAUUUUAAUUACAAUGCAUAUUUUUAAAGUCCCCCUGUAGUAAAAAAAUCAAGAUUUUUAUGUAGUUUAUUUGUCUGUGUGGUGUUUUUAAUAUGCUUUUAGACAAAACAUGUACCAGUCCAUUACUCAGCACCACUGCUGUGUAUUUUCUCCUUAAAACUGUAGUUUCCCAAAGGCACGUGGCACAACAUUGUCAAGUAAGUAACUUAAAAACAUUUAAAUAUGUCAUUUUGAUGAUCAAAGAUUAGUUUUAAGGGAUAAAAAUUUUGAGCCAUAGAUCUCCACUUGCUGAAAAAAAAAACCAGCAUAUGCUGGUAAGUAUGUUUUGAUGCUGGGUUUUAUGCUGGUAAUGUUGCUGGUCAAAGACCAACAUAAACCAGCAAAGGACCAGCGUAAAAAAAACAGCAUCAAAACAUAUCUACCAGCACAUACUGUUUUUUUUUCAGCAGGUAGCACUUGCACACGACAAACCUGUCUAUAUCCUUUUUACAUUUGUUCAUGUAUAAUUUGCUUGAUUAUAUACAACAUUUUAUUCCCCCUCAAAAAUUGUGAAAAUAUUUUUUUUUUCUGUCCUUUCGAAGUAUUUUCUGAAUUAUGGAGUGAAAACAUGAGAUACCCCAAAUUCCCUCUGUAAAAAUGUAAAAAAAAACUAAUAUGUCAUCAAAAUUAAACAAGAAAUUUGAAACUGA
Labeo rohita (rohu) is the source of this 2745-nucleotide messenger RNA. RefSeq names its product C-C chemokine receptor type 2-like. The coding region runs from base 155 to 1123 and encodes 322 amino acids. NCBI's taxonomy places the organism in Eukaryota, Metazoa, Chordata, Actinopteri, Cypriniformes, Cyprinidae. Gene Ontology annotation, cellular component: membrane. The record is from RefSeq and is a predicted model, not a curated record. Gene Ontology annotation, biological process: chemotaxis; G protein-coupled receptor signaling pathway; immune response. Gene Ontology annotation, molecular function: chemokine receptor activity. The transcript has 2 exons.